AUGUCGACUCCUCGAGCAGUGAGGCAGCUUGCCAAUGGACUGUUCCGACGAACAAACCCUAGAACACGCUUCCUUCCUAUCCAACGCAACAUACAUAGCACGAGCAAACCGGCCUCGCAAGCAGCGGCGGGCCAACCCAUUGUCGAAGCAGAAAGACCCUCGGAGACACCUAUCGUAAACCCACCGCUCAGCUUCCCUUGUCUGGAUGCCUUGGACAAGAAGACCCAGACCUUGACGAACAAGCGAUCGUUAUCUGGGCCCGAACCGUCAUACGCGCCAGGUGCGACCGAGACCUUCCACUGCCCCUCGCCGCUCCUGCUGGACUGGGGCGGUGUUUUGCCGUCCUUCGGUAUCGCAUAUGAGACUUGGGGUACCCUCAAUGCCGACAAGAGCAAUGCUAUCUUGCUACACACAGGCUUGAGUGCUAGCAGUCACGCAAAGAGCACACCCGCAAACUCCAAGCCUGGUUGGUGGGAGAAGUUCAUUGGUCCUGGUGCACCCAUCGAUACCGACAAGUACUUUGUCAUUUGCACAAAUGUGCUGGGAGGAUGCUACGGCAGUACUGGUCCAAGUUCCAAGGACCCUUUGGCUAGCGACCAGCCAUAUGCUACACGAUUCCCCAUCCUUACCAUGCAGGACAUGGUGCGUGCACAGUUCCGUCUUCUGGAUUGGAUGGGCAUUGAGAAGUUGUAUGCUUCUGUUGGCUCUAGUAUGGGCGGCAUGCAGAGUCUGGCUGCGUCUGUCCUGCACCCCGAGCGUGUGGGCAAACUCGUCAGUAUCUCGGGCUGUGCUAGAAGUCACCCUUACAGCNUUCUCAUGAAUGACCCUGCUUGGUCUUCGACACGCGGCAACUACUACUCGGCCAUCCCACCCCACGCCGGCAUGAAACUAGCUCGCGAAAUCGCAACCGUAACCUACCGCAGUGGCCCUGAGUGGGAACUCCGCUUUGGCCGCCGUCGCGCCGACCCUUCAAAACCUCCUGCCCUCUGCCCAGACUUCCUCAUCGAGACCUAUCUCGACCAUGCAGGUGAGAAGUGGUGUUUGGAGUACGAUGCAAACAGCUUGCUGUACGUGAGCAAAGCGAUGGAUCUGUUCGAUUUGGGCAAGGAACACAUGGAUAUGUUGGAAGGUGUCAGAGCAUCCAAUGCUCACAAACUCGACCAGUUUGGCGCCGAUAAACCCACUCCGAAACCAGAGAGUGGCGCGGCGGAUCUGUGUAACUUGACGUUGCCAGACACUCCUUAUGAGGAGCAAGAGUCGACUGCGGACAUAAUGAAUGAGAACACUGAUGUCAAGGCUGCUACUCAAGAUAACGAGCCUCCGGCUGAUCUUGUCAAGGGCAUGCAGGGGUUGAGGGAUAUCCCUGCUUUGGUGCUAGGUGUGGCUUCUGAUAUCUUGUUCCCUGCUUGGCAACAGAGAGAGAUUGCUGCCGCGUUGAGGAAGGUGGGAAACAGAAAAGUUACCCAUGUUGAGCUUGGCGAGGAUAGAAGCUUGUUCGGCCAUGAUACCUUCUUGCUUGACCUUGAAGGCGUUGGUGGUGAACUGAAGAGGUUCUUGGGUUAG
Molecule: messenger RNA, 1563 nt
Organism: Aureobasidium musti
Lineage: Eukaryota; Fungi; Ascomycota; Dothideomycetes; Dothideales; Saccotheciaceae
Source: the annotation of a GenBank genome assembly